AAUCGAGAUUGCAUGCGCCUGAAUGUUUAAUUUCAUUUUAAACUCAUUUUGAGAAGCAAGCUGUUGAUCAUUUAAUUAUGCAAACAACUUCUUUGUAUGUUAACGUUCUAAUAGAAUGUUUCGCAAAAAAUAAUUAAGAGAUUUGCCCAUCCAUUUUUAUGAUCCGUUUAGUGUAGAUAACGGUAAAUUCAAACUUUGAUACAUCGUACCGCAGUAACAUUUAGAAAUGUCAAACAGACAGUAAACAAUUGACAGCAGCUGUCAAAGCGGUUUAAAACCUCAACCGCCAUAACUGCACAAAGCAGCAGACGAGAAAGCCACAACAAACGUGCGUUUUUAUCAAAGUUUGUGUACUGUGAAAUAUUAAAGCUACGCUACCUAUAUCAUGGAUUUAUUCGAAACAAACGAUGGUGAUACGAUCAAUUCGGACGUCUUAAUGCAAACCAUCAAAAUGAUGCAGCAUCCAGCAUACGGUAACCCGUACGAAUGGUCUACGCAAGAUUUUGACCUUGGGCGUGCGCUUGGUCGCGGAAAGUUUGGACGCGUCUAUAUCGCUCGCGAGCGCGAAACCGGCUUUAUGGUGGCUAUGAAAGUGAUGUUCAAGUCGCAGCUUACCAAGUGGAACGUGGAGAAGCAGUUGCUGCGCGAGAUCGAAAUCCAGUCACGCUUGAAACAUCCGCACAUUCUCCGGCUGUACACAUGGUUCCAUGACGAUCGGCGCAUCUACCUGGCACUUGAGCUGGCCGCACAGGGUGAACUGUACAAACAUCUGAAGGCGGCACCAAAGGGCCGGUUCGACGAGAAGCGAUCCGCACGCUACGUGUCGCAGGUGGCCGACGCGCUGAACUACUGUCACGCAAACAAUGUGAUCCACCGUGAUCUGAAGCCGGAAAACAUUCUGCUCACGGGUGACGACAACAUCAAGCUGGCCGAUUUCGGUUGGUCUGCCCACACCAAAUCGAACAAGCGUAAAACGAUGUGCGGUACGCUGGAUUACCUGCCACCGGAGAUGGUGGAUGGCAAGAUGUACGAUGAUUCGGUUGACCAGUGGUGUUUGGGCAUUCUGUGCUACGAGUUUCUGGUCGGUCAACCACCGUUCGAGUCACAGACGACACAGCACACGUACGACAAGAUCCGGCGGCUGGAUAUAGUGUAUCCACGGCACAUGAGCAUGGGCUCGAUUAAUCUCAUCACAAAGCUGCUGCGCAUACCGAGCAGUUCCCGGAUUACGUUGCGAGACGUCAUGAACCAUCCCUGGAUCUUGCAAAUGAAAAAGUGAAUGUCGACUGGCGCAACGUUUAGGAUAUUUAUGUAAGAGCUAUUUGUGCGUUGUUUAUGUAUGGUUAGGGAAAAUUUUGUAAUUUUACUCCGUUUAAACUCAUUUGAAAAGAAUAUUAAGCUUUCGCAAGUGAUUAAUAAAUCACAUCAGUAUGUCAU
Anopheles funestus (African malaria mosquito) is the source of this 1437-nucleotide messenger RNA. RefSeq names its product aurora kinase B (gene aurB). Gene Ontology annotation, biological process: protein phosphorylation; mitotic spindle organization; regulation of cytokinesis. NCBI's taxonomy places the organism in Eukaryota, Metazoa, Arthropoda, Insecta, Diptera, Culicidae. The record is from RefSeq and is a predicted model, not a curated record. Bases 386 to 1279 code for a protein of 297 amino acids. Gene Ontology annotation, molecular function: protein kinase activity; ATP binding. Gene Ontology annotation, cellular component: spindle microtubule; spindle midzone; chromosome passenger complex. The transcript has 2 exons.